AUGGCGGCUCCGGGUCCCGCCAGGUGCGCCCGGGCGGGGCUCGCGCUCACCUGGGGCCUCCUGGGGCUGCUGCACCUGGCCGGUGAGCCCGAGGAGGGCCAGGUGCGCCUGGCCGGGGGCCCGCACAGGUGCGCGGGGCGUGUCGAGGUGUUCCACGCGGGCAGGUGGGGCACGGUGUGCGACGACACCUGGGACCUGGCGGCCGCGCGGGUCACCUGCCGCCAGGUGCGCUGCGGCCCCGCCCUCUGGGCGCCAGGUAAGGCGCAGUUCGGGCGCGGCUCAGGCCCGAUCUGGCUGGACGGGCUCAGGUGCGCCGGCUCCGAGGCUCACCUGGCCGAGUGCCCCGGGCACACCUGGGGGCGCAGCGACUGCUACCACGGAGAGGACGCCGGCGCCGUGUGUGCAGAUUCGCUGGAGCCGGAGCCGCCUCACCUGCGCCUGGCUGGGGGCGGGCACCGCUGUGCUGGCAGGGUGGAGCUGCUGCACCUGGGCAGGUGGGCCGGGGUCUGUGGGCACACCUGGGGCCCGCGCGAGGCUCAGGUGGUCUGCAGGUACCUGGGCUGCGGGACCCCCCUGGCCGCACCUGGGGGCGCACCUGGGGGCGCACCUGGCCAGGUGUGGCUGGAGCAGGUGAGCUGCAAAGGCACCGAGAGAGACCUGAGGCAGUGCAGGGCGGGGCCCUGGCGGGAGAGCACCUGUGCCCAGGGGGGCGUGGCCAACGUGACGUGCUCAGGUGGGUUUGUGACGUCAUCAUCACCUGUGCGCCUGGCGGACGGGCCGGGUGCGUGCGCGGGCCGGGUGGAGGUGCUGCACCUGGGCAGGUGGGGCACGGUGUGCGACGACACCUGGGCGUUCCCCGCGGCCGCCGUGGUCUGCAGGUACCUGGGCUGCGGGCAGGUGAUCGCGGCCCCGCCCCGCGCGCACUUCGGGCCCGGCCACGGCCAGGUGUGGCUGGACGGGCUCACCUGCACAGGUGAGGAGGCCGCGCCCUCCGAGUGCCGCCACAAGGGGUGGGGAGUGCACACCUGCGAGCACAGCGAGGACGCCAGCGUGGUGUGCGCAGGUUCGGGCCUGGCUGACCUGGCUCACCUGCGCCUGGCCGGGGGCCCACACAGGUGUGCCGGGCGCCUCCAGGUGCUGCACGAGGGGCGCUGGGGCGGGGUCUGCGGCCUCACCUGGGCGCUGCCCGCGGCUCAGGUCACCUGUCGCUACCUGGGCUGCGGCCCCGCCCUCAGCGCCGCCCAGGUGAGCGUGCCGAGGGAGGAGCUCACCUGGGUUGAGUCGCUCAGGUGCGAGGGCGGCGAGGGCAGCCUGCUGGAGUGCCAGGUGAGGCUGUGGGGCGCCCCCUACUGCCCGCACGCCGCCGUCACCUGCGCGCAGCCAGGUGAGGCCCCAGCGCCCCCAGGUGAGGCCCUGACACUCUCAGGUGUGACCACGGCACCCUCAGGUGCGUCCCUGCCUCACCCAGGUACGACCCCGGCACCCCCAGGUGAGCCACAGGUGUCCCCAGGUGAGCCCCAGGUGCAGCCCUGCCGCCCUCAGGUGCGACCCCGGAACCCUCAGGUGAGCCCUGAGUGCCCAGGUGAGCCCGAGGAGGGCCAGGUGCGCCUGGCCGGGGGCCCGCACAGGUGCGCGGGGCGCGUCGAGGUGUUCCACGCGGGCAGGUGGGGCACGGUGUGCGACGACACCUGGGACCUGGCGGCCGCGCGGGUCACCUGCCGCCAGGUGCGCUGCGGCCCCGCCCUCUGGGCGCCAGGUAAGGCGCACUUCGGGGAGGGGGCGGGGCCCAUCUGGCUGGACGGGUUCAGGUGCGCCGGCUCCGAGGCUCACCUGGCCGAGUGCCGCGGGUACACCUGGGGGAAGCACAACUGUAACCACGGAGAGGACGCCGGCGCCGCGUGCUCAGAAUCGGCGCUGCCGGCCCCGCCCCAGGUGCGCCUCUCAGGUGCGCCGGACAGGUGCGCGGGGCGCGUGGAGGUGUGGCACGCUCACCUGUGGGGCACGGUCUGCGACGACACCUGGGGGCUGCGCGAGGCGCGGGUGCUCUGCGCUCACCUGGGCUGCGGCCCCGCCCUGGAGGCGCCGGGCGGGGCCAGGUACGGCCAGGGGGAGGGGCUCAUCUGGCUCGAUGACGUCAACUGCAGCGGGGAGGAGCCGGACUUCUUCAGGUGCGCGCACCGCAGCUGGGGGGAGCACAACUGCCACCACGGCGAGGACGCGGGCGUGGUGUGCGCAGGUAACUCCAGCUCAGGUCAGGUGCGUCUGGUGGCCGGGCCGCACCUGUGCGCAGGUCGGGUGGAGGUGCUGCACGAGGGGCGCUGGGGCACGGUGUGCGACCGCGGCUGGGACCUGCGCGACGCCCAGGUAGUCUGCCGCCAGCUGGGCUGCGGGCGGGCGCUGGCGGCGCGGGGCGGGGCACGGUACGGGCGGGGCUCCGGCCAGGUGUGGCUGAGCGAGCUCACCUGCGCGGGCAGCGAGCGGCACCUGGGGCAGUGCGAGCGGCGGCCCUGGGGGGAGCACGACUGCGAGCACGGCGAGGACGCGGGGGUGGUGUGCGCAGGUGCCGAGCCCGCCCAGGUGCGGCUGCAGGGCGGGGCCGGGCCCUGCGCGGGGCAGGUGCAGGUGCUGCUGAACCGCACCUGGCUGCAGGUGUGCGGCCUCACCUGGGCGCUGCCCGAGGCGCAGGUGCUGUGCCGGCAGCUGGGCUGCGGCCCCGCCCUCAGCGCACCUGUGGGGCCGCACCUGCCCGGCCAGGGGCCUCACCUGGGCGGCCUCACCUGCGACGGCUCCGAGACGCAGCUGCGGGAGUGCCUGCGCGAGGGGGCGGGGCCGCGCACCUGCGCGGGUGGGGCGGCGCAGGUGCAGUGUGCCACGCCCGCAGGUGAGCCCGAGGAGGGCCAGGUGCGCCUGGCCGGGGGCCCGCACAGGUGCGCGGGGCGCGUCGAGGUGUUCCACGCGGGCAGGUGGGGCACGGUGUGCGACGACACCUGGGACCUGGCGGCCGCGCGGGUCACCUGCCGCCAGGUGCGCUGCGGCCCCGCCCUGAGCGCCCCGGGCGCGGCGCGCUUCGGGCAGGGGCGGGGCCCGGUGUGGCUGGACCAGGUGCGCUGCACAGGUGAGGAGCUCACCUUGGACAGGUGCGAGCGGCGGCCCUGGGGGGAGCACGACUGCGAGCACGGCGAGGACGCGGGGGUGGUGUGCGCAGGUGCCGAGCCCGCCCAGGUGCGGCUGAAGCCCAGAGGGGGAGGGGCCCCAGGUGCGGCCCCCACCUGCACGUACCUGGUGGCGCUGCUGGUGCUGCUGAUGUCACUGGGCGGGGCCCUGCUCUGGCUCACCUUACGGGCCAGGUGUGUCCCAGCUCACCUGGACGCCCCGAGGGCCCCCGGCGCCAUUUACCUGCCCAGGAGGGCCUCACCUGGCGAGGCCGAGGCGCUGCAGCUGGUGGAUGACGCGCCCUGA
Messenger RNA from Onychostruthus taczanowskii (white-rumped snowfinch), 3459 nucleotides. RefSeq names its product deleted in malignant brain tumors 1 protein-like. Bases 1 to 3459 code for a protein of 1152 amino acids. Lineage: Eukaryota; Metazoa; Chordata; Aves; Passeriformes; Passeridae. Gene Ontology annotation, cellular component: membrane. The record is from RefSeq and is a predicted model, not a curated record. The transcript has 19 exons.